AUGCAGCCCAAGCUCCUCCUCGCAACCCUCUCGGCCGCUGCCGUUGCCCCGGCCGCCGCUGAGCAGGUCCUCGGCGUCUACAUCUUCCACCGCCACGGAGACCGCACGUCCAAGGCUUGGACUCCCGUCAGCUUGACUCCCCUGGGAGCCCAGCAGGUGGCCAGCUCUGCCGAGUUCUACCGCAACCGCUACAUCACCAGCGACGCCGACCAGCGCAUCUCCAGCAUCAGCGCCAACCAGGCUGUCCUGUCCCAGCUGGCCGUCACAGCCCCGGUUGACAAUGUGCUGCAAAACUCGGCCAACGUCUUUGUCCAGGGCCUGUAUCCCCCGAACCAGACUGCCGGAUCCCAGAAGCUGGCCAAUGGCACCACUGUCGAGGCUCCUUUGGGCGGAUACCAGUAUAUCCCCGUCAACACCAUCAGCUCCGGGGCCAGCUCGUCCAAUUCCGAGUCAAGUGCCUGGCUCCAGGGCAGCAGCGGCUGCAGCGAUGCCGUUGUCAGCUCAAACAGCUACUUCUUGACCCCCGAGUAUCUGAGCACCUUUAACGACACCAAGGAUUUCUACCAGAACCUGUUGCCUGUCAUCAACACCACCUUCAACUCUACUACAGCCACUUUUAAGAAUGGCUACUCAAUCUUUGACUACAUCAACGUCGCCACAAUCCACAACUCCUCCAUCCCCUCGGACAACCUCCUUACCAAAUCUACCCUCAGCAACCUCUACGACCUGGCCUCCACCCACGAGUGGAACCUCGCCUACAACAGCAGCGAGCCCGUCCGCGCCAUUGCUGGCUCUGUCCUCGCCGGCCAGAUCAUGACCGCUCUCCAGCCCAUUGUUGACGGCAAGACGGCCCCUCGCUUCAACAUCCAGUUCGGCGCCUACGGCGCCUUCAUGGCCUUCUUCGGUCUCGCCCAGCUGCCCGCUGCCGACAGUCAAUUCUACGGCAUCUGCAACUACGCCUCCUCCAUGGUCAUCGAGGUUGUCGCCCCCAGCUCUACCCAGACCUCGGCUGACGAUCUCACCGUCCGCUUCCUCUGGUCCAACGGCACUGCUGCCGCCAACGGCCUCAAGGCGUACCCCCUGUUCGGCCAGACGGAGACUACUCUCAGCUGGAACGACUUCAAGACGGGCAUGGACAAGUUCGCCAUUGCCGAUACUCAGGACUGGUGCCAGAUUUGCGGCAACACCGACGGAAGCUGCGCCGCCAACUCGACCGCUUCCAGCACCCCCGAGGCCAAGUCGUCCGACAACAGCAACAUCACCAAGCCCGUCGCCGGUGUCAUUGGCGCCCUCGUCACUUUGGGGGUCAUUCUCGGCCUCGAGGCCCUCGUUAUUCUCCUCGGUGGCCUGCGCCUUGUCAAGAAGUCGACUCUCGCCAAGGCAAACGCUGCCACUGGCGAGGCGGCCGUCAAGGCAUGA
Molecule: messenger RNA, 1419 nt
Organism: Trichoderma aggressivum f. europaeum
Lineage: Eukaryota; Fungi; Ascomycota; Sordariomycetes; Hypocreales; Hypocreaceae
Exons: 2
Coding region: 1-1419 (472 amino acids)
Biological process (GO): dephosphorylation
Molecular function (GO): phosphatase activity
Source: RefSeq, a predicted model, not a curated record